This is a messenger RNA of Trichoderma harzianum CBS 226.95, 3201 nucleotides long. RefSeq lists its product as hypothetical. The transcript is spliced from 7 exons. Gene Ontology annotation, biological process: mitochondrial respiratory chain complex IV assembly. Gene Ontology annotation, cellular component: extrinsic component of mitochondrial inner membrane. Bases 1 to 3201 code for a protein of 1066 amino acids. The record is from RefSeq and is a predicted model, not a curated record. NCBI's taxonomy places the organism in Eukaryota, Fungi, Ascomycota, Sordariomycetes, Hypocreales, Hypocreaceae.
AUGGAGCCGGCUCUGCGUCGAGCGGCUCACAGCCUGUGUGGGCGUUGCUCAGCAUCUUUGCGGAGGCAAACAGCUGUGCGAGGCGCAUUGAAGCCGUGGGCGCAAGUGUCAAUCCGGAGCGUGCACUCGUGCAAGUCGCAAGACGCCAAACGUACGAUUGCGGGAUCCAAGUUGACAACUGCGCGGGAGUUUACAUCCAGCGCCAACGCAGCUUCUGAGGCCUCUGCUGCUGGAAAGUCGCCGGUAUCUACACUUCGAUUGAACUCCGAUGACCUUUUCCAUCCGUUUUCUGAAUCGCCAGUUCCCGAAUUCCGUCGCCGAGCUGCCUUUAUGAAGCAGCAUGCAUACUGCCCUCACCCAGACCACAAGCAUGCCCGAGUUCCCCUCGACGCUUCGGCGGUUGAUGAUGCUGCUCCGGCUACUGGUGGCGAUAUGCCGCCUGCGAACGUGGAUUUCGAGUGCCCCGACUGCGGCAUUGCGGUAUACUGCAGCAAAGAGCACUGGAUGGAUGAUUAUGAGAACCAUCUGAAGAUCUGCGAUACUCUCCGCCAAAUCAACGAAGACGAUCACGAUCUGCGAUCCGGAAGAGUGUUCCACGAAGGCAACCUCCCCGAUCUUCAGAUGGAGAAUGCUGCGGUCAACAUGACAAAUUGGGACACUUUCAUGUACACUCGAGAAUUUGAGGCGGUUGACUCGGACCGCUCGAUGAGACAAAUCACUCGACUCCUUACAUAUCCGAUUACAAUCGGCAGUGUUCUUCAUGAACUGAGCCCCUACAAUAUCCAGAAUGGAGGACGUUUAACGGUCGAGGGGUUGAAGAGCUUUAGUGCUUUGAGAUAUAACCUGCAUAUACCAAGGUCUGGCCGUGGCGCUGGCAUCAACCAGCUUCGCCCAGAACCCCCGCCAGUGAGAAUAUUUAUUCUCGGCGCUCGAGCCGAAUCAUCGCUGCCACGACCUGUAUGGGUGCAGCUGGCCCAUCUAUUCCCAGAAUCACGACUGCACCUUAUCUUUAUCGGACCGGAGAGCAUGGCCAACCGUGACGAAGAAUUCCCACUGCCAGAACGCACGCCGUCGAACCCCUUUGGCACCAUAGUUGAAGACCGAGUGUGGUACAACAUGAAGAUUAGCACCAUUGUGGAUUAUUACCACACCAUUCACAAGACGGGUCACUUUGCGCCUUACGAUCCUUACUUUGAUUGCUUCAUGCUCUUCCACCCAGGCCUUGGCCACCCUGCAAGCAGCCACGAUUGGGAAGAAACUCUGCCCUUGCUGCUGGAGACCAAGGUGCCAAUUAUCAGCACUGGAUAUACUCAGGUCGACUUGGAUCGUGAUGUUGAAUGGGUGAAGAAGAAGUCAGGAGGGGAGUUUGACAUUCUGCUGGAGCCUGGAGAGAACAAAUUCCGGAGUCUGCGAUGGGACCUUGAUGACAUGGACCCUCAGGAUAUCAGCUGUGGAAACUGGGGCGUUUGGGCGUUCCGAGGAAAGAGAGAAGAGGAAGAAAACCCAAAGAACCUCCUCUGUCCAGUUCCGUGCAGUUCCGCUGCCUUCUGUUUCUCUCCGUCAUCGCCUCUCCGCCUCUGCGUCUCCCCGCCUCUUGCGCGCAAUGAUCCUGCGACGACGCCGCUCGACUCGCCGGCCAUGAUAGCCGCCUCCGCUUCAGCUUCAGCUCCAACUCCCCCUCCUCUCGCUCACAGAGCCUCAACGAGGCCAAAACAUGCUGCUGCCUCUCCGCCCCCCGAAGCCGGCACCCCAGAUCGCCGGAGCACCCGUCCCGUGCCGAUAGACCCGCUGUCUGAUCGGGCAACGCUGAACCUCAUCCGCCGGACGCUGUGCCCGCAGCAUCUGGGAGACAAAGGCCGAGAUGCCCAGCCCGCCAUCCAGGACCUCCUGCUGCCACCGCUGACGAGCCGCAAUGAUGUCGACCUACAGCUCUACGCCUUCCUCGCUAUAAUCAUGCGGGAGUUUGUACAGAGCUGGUAUAGCAAGAUCACUGCCGACGAGACGUUUGUGCCUGAGAUUCUGCGUAUCAUUGCACACUGCACCACGGCACUGGAGCAGAGGUUUAGGAAGUUGGAUCUCGAGAUGCUACAACGAGAGAACGAGGCGACCUAUCGCCAGUUGCUGGUCCAAGGUGUUCUAGCCAUCCUGCUCCCUACUGAAGAUUUGGAGAACCCCUGCCUAACGGCCCUGGUGGAACAAAUAUUCUCGGAGUUAAUCAUUGGCAAUGUCAUCGCGGGCAAAGCAUCCCAGCCAUGGCUGCUCUACGAGGCCAUCUGUAUCGCCGCAAGGUCGUUGGGCGAACAGAAAGAUAGGACAAAGGCAAGGAUCGUGUCUGGGAAGGACGGACCACCAGACCUUGGUCAGGAUGCGGCCAAGUCUCCAAAGUGGACGGCCCAAGGGGUCUUUGUGUUGAUUAUUCACUUGGGCAUCCUCUUCUUCAACGCUCUUCGGCUCAUGGCCGGCACCUUGGCGGACUCCAUAUCGCUACCUCCCAGAACGGCGCUUCAUCUCGAUGAGGAAGCCGCAGAAGACGCUCACAGUGACAAGCAACCACCACCAUCAACGGAUACGAACCUCGGGGCCAAAGUACCUGUACUUAGCUUCAAGCUCUGGGCGUGUUUUGGGAAUCUGAUUGAGCUGGAGGAGAGGAAACCCUGGCUGGGUGGCUUCAUAUCAUUGUUACAGACUGCCGCCAUUGAUGGGCCAUGGCGUAUUGCGGGGCUUAAUGGUCCUCUCGACAGACUCCUCUCGCACCAUAUUCAAUCUCUCUUCGAUUCGUCUCAUCUACCACCCAUCCUUCGGUCGCUCCGAGGCGCCCUGUUUCCUAACAACAGCCCCGGCACGUCCACUCUUGUGGCUCCCCAGUCGGAGAGGGAGCUGCUCGCUCUGCGCCGUAGGGCCGCCAGCGCUAUCUCGGACUUGCUCCCUGCAAGCGUGACCCGCGUGUACUUUGGCCGUCGGCAUUGGCGCCUGGGCGGGCUGUUUGGCCCUGGCGAUGAUGCGGGAUCGCCUUCUGCCGCGAUCGACGAGGAGGACCACGAGAGGAUCUUGGAUGAGCUCGAGAGUCUCCUCGACGUCGUUGGGGACGAGUACUGCAACAAACACUUGAUGUAUAGCGCCUUGGAACUGGUUCUUGUGAGGCUGAUGCCAGAGCUAAGCGACAAGGGCGUUGUGGAGCUACGGCAAGACAGACUUGGUUAA